Messenger RNA from Alosa alosa (allis shad), 7560 nucleotides. RefSeq names its product microtubule associated monooxygenase, calponin and LIM domain containing 3b (gene mical3b). Gene Ontology annotation, molecular function: FAD binding; protein binding. NCBI's taxonomy places the organism in Eukaryota, Metazoa, Chordata, Actinopteri, Clupeiformes, Clupeidae. The transcript is spliced from 35 exons. The record is from RefSeq and is a predicted model, not a curated record.
CGCACGCACACGCACUGUCUCUCGCUCAAGCACAUACACACACGAGCUGCUUACUCUUCAGAAUGCCCUCGCUAGAGCCAAUCAGCUAAGCGUGCCGCCACUGUCAAAGAUUGCACACAGUUGCAGACCGCUCCCGUCGAACUGACCACUCUCUUGCAGCUUUGGUGAGUCCUCCGCUGUUUUCGGGAUGCCACAACUGACCACCAGUGCGUUUCAGGUGCUGUCACAACCUUCAGCGCGACAUUGCGUCAGUUAGAAUCGUAGGUGCGUCGUAGCCUGGUGUCCUGACAGCACUGGCGCCACACAUAAACCUACACGUGCCGUUGUGGAUGGGAUUGUGCAGUUUAAAGAGACCCUACCGGAAUUAUGUCUUCAGUGGGAUUCAGUUUCCUGCCCUUCAGUAAACCCGGUGUCGUUUCUGCGAAGGAAUUACGAUGGAGUUUAUGUUGUGAAACGGAGCCUUGCCACAGGCCGUGUGUGUGUGUGUGAGUGUUGUCUGAAUGUUGAAUGUGUGAGGGCUGAGUCGAGUGUGUGUGUGUGUCAGGCAUGGAUGAGCAGGCCCAGGUGUUGUUCGAUGCCUUCGUGCAGGCGUCCACCUGCCGGGCGACACUGUCUGCGUUUGAGCAGGUGUGCUUGUUGCUACGGCUACAGCCGGGGCCACGCCUCUACCACACGCUCCGGCCGCGACUGGACUACUGGAGGGUGCGAGGCCUGUGGACACGACUGGACAAGAGGGCCGCACACACACUCUACCAGAACGGCCACGCCUGCGCCAACACCACGUGUCUGAUCAUCGGUGCAGGGCCCUGUGGCUUGCGGACGGCCAUUGAGCUGGCGUUGCUGGGGGCUCGGGUUCUGCUGCUGGAGAAGAGGGACUCGUUCUCGCGGAACAACGUUCUCCACCUGUGGCCCUGCACCAUCCACGACCUCCGCGGCCUCGGCGCCAAGAAGUUCUACGGACAGUUCUGCGCCGGAUCCAUCGACCACAUCAGCAUCAGGCAGCUGCAGUUGAUCCUGCUGAAGGUGGCUCUGCUACUGGGGGUGGAGGUCCAUGUGAAUGUGGAGUUCAAAGAUCUGAAGGAGCCGUCAGAUGACCAGCAGACUAGGUGGAGGGCUGUUGUCAAUCCUAAGAACCAUCCCAUCAGCCAGAUUGAUAUUGAUGUGGUCAUUGGAGCUGAUGGACGCAGAAACACGUUACCUGGGUUCAGAAGGAAGGAGUUCCGUGGAAAGCUGGCCAUAGCCAUCACAGCGAACUUCAUCAACCGGCGCACGAGAGCAGAGGCCCAGGCUCAGGAGAUCAGCGGGGUGGCCUUCAUAUUCAACCAGAGCUUCUUCCAGGAGCUACGCGCACACACAGGCAUCGACCUGGAGAACAUCGUCUACUAUAAAGAUGACACACAUUAUUUCGUCAUGACAGCUAAGAAGCAGAGUCUUCUGAAGAAAGGAGUCAUCUUACGGUGAGACUACGCCGACACAGAGCAGCUGCUAUCCCGUGCAAACGUAGACCAGAAUGCCCUGCUGUUGUACGCGCGCGAGGCUGCCGACUUCUCCACCAAUCACCAGCUUCCUAUGCUGGACUUCGCCAUCAACCACUAUGGCCAGCCGGACGUGGCCAUGUUCGACUUCACGUGCAUGUACGCCUCGGAGAGCGCCGCCCUGGUGCGCCAGCGCGGAACACACACACUCCUGCUCACGCUGGUGGGAGACAGUCUACUGGAGCCUUUCUGGCCAAUGGGAACAGGGAUCGCUCGUGGCUUCAUGGCUGCCAUGGAUACAGCUUGGAUGAUCCGCAGCUGGGCGCAAGGUAGCACUCCACUGGAGGUUCUGGCUGAGAGAGAGAGUGUGUAUCGCCUGCUGCCCCAGACCACGCCUGAGAACAUCAGUAAGAACUACGGCCUGUACAGCCUGGACCCUCUCACACGAUACCCCAAUGUCAACAAGCGCCUCAUCAACCCAGCACAGGUUUUUCACCUUCUGGACACUGGGGAAGGAGGCUUUUCUUUUCCAGAGAGACUCUACUCCACACCACAGAUGACCAGACAAGAGUCUGUGGCCCGAUCCAAUGCCUUGCUGAACUGGUGCCAGGAGCAGACGCGAGGUUACCGUGGUGUCCAUGUGUGUGACCUCACUUCCUCCUGGAGGAGUGGCCUUGCCCUGUGUGCCCUCAUACACCACAACCGGCCCGACCUCAUUGACUUUGACUCGCUUGACCCACGAGACGCAGUGAGCAACGGGCAGCUGGGGUUGGACGUUGCCGAGCGCGAGUUUGGCAUCUCUCCAAUCAUGACGGGCACGGAGAUGAGCUUGCUGAAUGAGGCUGACCCCCUCAGCAUGGUGGUGUACCUGAGUCAGCUGCAGCAGCUCCUCAAGGAGGCAGCGCCAUCUGCUGAAGGGAUGUCUCAGAGUGGUACUCUCAUCUCUUCCAUGUCCCUCCUCAACAAACUGGGCCACAGUUUCUCUCGCAAGCGCAAUCCCAACCCUAAGGAUAAGAAAGAGAGGGACGAGGAGCGAGGGAAGCGGAGGAGAAGGAGCCAGGCGGGUCAGUCUGAAGAGGAGGACAUGACAAGCGAUCACCAUGGUAACCAGAGCUCCGAUGUUGCCGGUGUGAUGGACGAGAGCUUGUGGCUGAGCGCCGGGGGAAACCACAACCGAGUCCGCUCCAUGGCCACCCUGCUGCUCGCCAAGUUUGAGGAGAACGCUCCCUCCCCCUCCCCACUGACCAGCGCGCGCAGACAGAGUGGCUCACUGCCCAACCUGCCAGACCUGGAGGCUCUGUCCCCGCCCCUGAUGCUCCCAGACCCCGCCCCUCUCCAUAUGCCUCCACCAAUCCCUGCAUGGAGACAGGUAUCACAAGGCCACGCCCCUUUUUCACCCAAAACCCGAAAAGAAGCGCACUCGCAACAGCAGCUCAUGAGCAUCCGCUACAAGGAGAGACUCAAAGGGCACACGCUGCCCAGCAGGAAUGAGCAGAGGUACAUAAAGCUGUAUGCUGGUGGUGUGAGCUUAUUGGCUCAGCAGAUAAACAAUCAGCUGCAGCAUCAGGAGGAGCCUAGACCUCCUAUUGGCCCUGAGAAAAAGGAAGUGCCCCCGGGUGGUGUGUGUGCGAGCGAUGUGUGUUUCUUCUGCGGCCGGCGUGUGUACGCUCUGGAGCGGCUGAGCGCGGAGGCCAAGUUCUUCCACCGCAGCUGCUUCCAGUGCAGCCUCUGUAGCGCCACCCUCAGGCUGGCGUCCUACACCUACGAUGAGCUGCAGGGGAAAUUCUACUGCAAGCAGCACUAUGAGACACUAACUGGAAUUCACAGGAGAAAAUCGACUGCUGCAACAUUCUACUCCAUGUCUACACAGGCUACCUCAUCGAUCCCCCUCUCAGAGUCCACUCCAUCAAUAGCCGCUGCCCUCCCUCCACUCCCCUUAGUACACACACCACACACACCUCACACACACACCUCACCAGACACACAGCGACACACACACACACUCGCGCCGCCUGCCUCACACUCGCAGCCAAACACGCCUACCUCGCCUCUCCCACCCUUCCCACUUCAUAUACACACACCACACACACACACACACACCACCACCCAGCUUACCAUGCAGACGGACGCACAAUCACCACCACACACACACUCCAUCAUGGUGCCACCACACACACACUCCCUCAACAUGUCCGCCCCUCCUGCGACACACACACACACAGUGACUCUGUCCGCAGUGGACACACACACACACACACCUACAUCAGUCGUGCCUCCUCACACACACACCACACUGGAAUCUCCGGCGUCUCCCACAGUGACCACCAAAGCAGAGAGUCCAGCAGAGUGCAUUCCGGUGGACAACACCACUCCUCCACACACACACUCACACACACACAACGAUGUGCUUGCUGCGACUCACGGGCACCUCCGGCUCGAGCCCGGGACCCUGUCGCUCCCUCACACACACUCACACACACACACCCCAACCACACACUCACACACACACACCCCAACCACACCUGAGCGCAUCGAGCUGGAGUACUGCAUGCCGCCGCCAGCACCACACGCGCUCGCCCUCACACACACCCUAGGCUCCGCCCAUGUGACGCCUGAGCGCAUCGAGCUGGAGAACUACACGCCAUCGCACUCGCACACGCUCAGUCCGGCCAGCCCCCUGCUAGAGGUGCCCGAGGAGACGCUGACGCAGCACAACCUCAGCCAACGGGAGCUGAGUGGGGAGGAGCUCAGCAGCUCAGAGUCAGACUUAGAGGAACUGGAGGACCUUCAGGCCAGAGAGGAACGAGGGAAGCAGGGAGACAGACAGACAGACGAGGGGAGAGUGGGAACGACAGAGGAGGCGCAGAGGAGUGGAGGAGGAGGAGGAGAGGAGGCAGCUGAGUCUGGGGAGGAAGAGGGGGAGGAUUACGCAGACUCCAGCGACGAGUCCAGUGACGUGGAAGAUUACCCAGAUCACUACGGUUCUCUUGAUACACCCGACGUGUCAGUUAUGAGUGAUGCCAGGUACAGUCUGUCGUCUUCGUCAACGCUCCUCUGCUCUGCGGUGACCCCCACACAGCCGUCGUCCCCCACGCUCACACAGAGCUCCACUCCGCAGCGGUCCACACACACGCCGCCCAACACGCCACCCGAGACCCUGGAGAAGCGCUCGGUCCGGCGCUCAGAGGUCAUCCAGGAGUUCUGGACGAAGAGCUCGGAGAUCAGGAAACGCCUGGGCGCCACACCACGCGCACACACACAUGCCCCCACGCGUUCCAGACACACACACACACACGGUCACACGUCUAGCACUGACGGCUCAACGCCGGCCACCCAGGAGCACGUGGGGGAGAGGAAGUGUGUGUGUGAGGAAUGUGUGUGUGCAGAGGUGGCUCAGAGGCUUAGCGUCAUAGAGCAGAAUCUGCUGACCCCUCCCUGCAGUCCUGCCACACAUGCUAACUCCACCCAUGCUAACUCCACCCAUGCUAACUCCAACUCCAACUCCAACGCUAAUUCUGACCCCAACCUUUUUGACAGCUCUCAGCCUAAACUGGACACAGAAUUUGACCCGAGCCUUAUACCUGACCUUAGCGCUGAUCCUAACGUUGACCUUAAUAUUGACCCUGAGCCUGACCCGAUGCCGUGCUGCAAAGUGGACUUUGACCCAGGCAGCCGCUCCGUGCCGCUCGUGUGUGAGGUCCUUCUCAGUUCAUCUGCCCCUGUUCAGAUCGCGGCGGACGCUCACACACACACAUCUGCUGACCCUGACACACAGCUGGCCUCAGACGCUCAGGUGGAGUCGGCGAAGCGAGUUGGUCAGCGAGUUGCCAACGAGCCCUCCCCCCCAGCCCCUCCGGAGAUGAAGGAGAUGUCCACUCAGACCUCCUCGGCCACCGGCCGGCCAAAGUUAGCUGAGAACGGCUCAAGCGGCGGGCACGCCCACCCAGACACCACAAUGCAUGCUGGGAGGACCCUAGAGCCAAGGGUGGUGGUGGAGGCGGAGCAACGCAGACGCCUUGGAGUCUUCUCGCCGCGGAAACCACCUCCGACCGCACACACACUCCCCCCCCUGGACAGACCCAAACACAAGUCCCUGUGGAGGAGCGUGUUCUCUGGGUAUCGCAGGAAGAAGAAGGAGGCGGAGCCUGGGGGAGCAGUGGGCGGGGCCAGCCAGGAGGCCGGCAAGAGGAGCACAGAUCUGCGUUUCAAGAAGAACCAAACUUUCUCUGCUGAUUCUUCACUGUCAUGCAGUGAUGUGCUGGAAAGAUUACCCCUCAGAGCCCAGCUCAGUUUUGAACCAUCCGACAUCCAGAAAGACAUAAUAAAGGAGGAAGAGGAGGACGAGCAGAAUGGAGAUGAGAGACGCAGCGCUCGACCCCGGCGACCCGCGGGCCCCCAAACCCCGCCGGACUCCUCCUGCUCCACAGAGGUGGUGGGGGUGUGGGUAGUGCCACCCGACCCGUCCAGCCUGAGCGUGUCCACAGACAUCCUGCAGGAGCUGCAGCAGCAGAGGCAGCCGCUGUCCGACACGCCAUCGCUGGCCGACAGCAGUGACCCCAAGCACACGCGCAGGAUCCAGAAGGAGGCCCAACGACACGCCAAACAACAGGAGCUCAAGAGGCUGCACCGCGCACAGAUGAUCCAACGUCAGCUGGAGCAGGUGGAGGUGAAGCAGAGGCAGCUGGAGGAGAUGGGAGUGGCUGUGGAGAAAGCACUGAGAGGGGAAGCAGAUUACUGGGAGGACUCCAACUCCACUGCAGUGCUGGACAUGCAUCUGGGUGCCAUGGGAGCGCGAGAUGACCCCUCCCUGAUGCAGCAGUGGUUUAAAUUGGUGCAGGAGAAGAAUGCCCUGGUGCGCUAUGAAUCUGAGCUGAUGAUAUUUGCUCGAGAGCUGGAGUUGGAGGAUCGUCAGAGUCGACUCCAGCAGGAACUCAGGGAACGGAUGGCAGUAGAUGACCAUCUGAAGGGGGAGGAGGAGCUAGCGGAGGAGAGGAGCAUCCUGUGUGAGAUGCUGGAGGUGGUGGAGCAACGUGAUUGGCUCGUCUCCCUGCUGGAGGAGCAGCGCCUGAAGGAACAGGAAGAGGACCGAGACCUGGAGGCCACCAUCCUGUCCAAGGGCUUCAGCUUGCACUGGACCUGACACACACACACACACACACACACACACACACACACACCAUCCUGUCCAAGGGCUUCAGCUUGCACUGGACCUGACACACACAUGCACACACACACACACAAAUCUAACACACAUGCAUUGCGUACACACACAAACACACACAUACAGUUCUCACUACUUCUGACCUGAAGAAAGAGGAACAAAGUUAUUUCUUCUUGGACUCUGUGUGUGCAUUCAGACUGAUGGCCUCCGUACACCAAACAACGUUGACAAGAUUUGGGAAAGAUUCUUGAAAGAUUGUACUCUUUGAAUGGUAGUGUUUGAAUGGGGGGCAUUAGUUAAAAGACUACAAUCUUUCAAGAAUCUUUCCCAAAUCUUGUCAAAGUUGUCUAAGGUGGCCAUUAGCUGCUAUAGCUGCUAUGCUCCUUGUGGAGGAGAUGAUGCCUUGCUGCCAAAUAGUGCUCUCUCAGAGUGGAGGAGAUGAUGCCUUGCUGCCAAAUAGUGCUCUCUCAGUGCCGUCAGCUGUUCCCCUGUGCAUAAGGAAGACCCACAGAAUAUACUACAGAUUAUGCAAUUGAAAAUGGAUGUCUUAACUUUGUCCAAAUAUACAUGGUGUUAAUGGAGUAAAAUAUUUACAAGUGUACUAAUAAUCAUGAUUUAUUUUCCAAGCUAAUGAAAUAAUCAAAUUGAGGAGGAUUGACCUUUGCUGAAUUUGUCCUUAUAGGUUCUCAGACAUAUUGUGCUUGGCCAUACUCACAUGUAAGACAUCAUCCUCUAGGCAUAGGUAGAGCCUGUAAAGACAUUUGUCAUUAUGCUUAAUUGUGGCUACAUUGAGCAUUCACCCAUAGUGCAAGUAGCAAUACAUUGUGUGGUGAUGAAUAUGCUGAUGAAAUGUGACUCUAUACAGUUGUUUUACAAUGUACAUGUAAUAUUUUCCUCUAAUAAAUCCUUUGGAUUCUACCUUGA